This is a messenger RNA of Penicillium digitatum Pd1, 1773 nucleotides long. RefSeq names its product NYN domain-containing protein. NCBI's taxonomy places the organism in Eukaryota, Fungi, Ascomycota, Eurotiomycetes, Eurotiales, Aspergillaceae. The record is from RefSeq and is a predicted model, not a curated record.
AUGACUGUAUCGGAUUCUUCUAUCCCUUCAAAUUGGGACUUCACUCUAGUGCAUGACCUACUGCGGUCGCCUAUUGAUGGCUGCACUGCGAGACCUAGUCGUCACAAUGAAUCUACAAUCUCCUCGCUCAAUGAACGACAAGCCAAAGAUGAUCCCCGAUACACCACUAAUGGCGGUCUCGUGGAACUAAUAUCUCGGCGGAGUAACCCGAAGCUUGGUGACUUUGGUUGUCUUUGGGAGCUUUUUAACGGGACCCCAGCUCCUGCGAGCGUCACCCCAACCGUAGGGGCCACAAAGACCACCAAGUCUGAGCAGAACAAAGCUCAGUCAUCACUUGAAGAACAAUUUUCUAGCUCAGUGGAAAGACUCGCCAAAAAGGUCACGUUCUCUGGCCUCUUUGGCAUCGAGUCAUCUGUUCACGUUUCAUCUAAUAGCUUUUGUAUCAUCAAUGAGCCAAAUCCUCGGGUCCCCGAGGACACUGCCACUGGCUAUACCUCCUAUUCUUCCCACUUAAAAUUGCAAGCGACAGGUAUUACUUCUGAUUUUGGGGGUCAAUCAUUUACUAUCCUGAAGCGGUCCUCUGCUCAGGGGCCUUCUGGAGCGAGUGCCAAUGUGAAAUUUGGUAUUCCACGAACACCCCCGGAGGUGAUUACUAGAACCAGAGUCGGUGGUCCAGGCGAUACUCCGACGGCAAAAUCAAAAUUAAAGUCCCCGUCUCGUGGAAAAGGUUUCCGAAGGAACACGCGCAACUAUCCAAUUACCUCUGAAGAAAGCGCUGGACUGGACUCGGACACAAGCGUUGUAUUUGAUCAUCCGAUUUCUGAGAAAUCUGUGGCCAUUCAAUUGGUCCCAUCUCAAGUCGGCACGCCUGAUGGGAAGAGUCGCCGUUGCGAUACCCCACCGUCAUCAUUCGAGGAUAAUGAUUGGAUUCUGAAUGCCGACACCUUACAAGGAAUUUCUUCUGGAGGUACUCGUGUGCGGUCUACCCUGCAUAAAUCUGCUGCUGAGCGAAGAGUCACAUUGAUGAGCCGACUCCUCGGCCAUUUUCCUGACUACGCUCAAGUCGUGUCUCAAAUGGGACUGACUUUGGACCGUCGUCCCAGCGAGGGCAUUGGCUCACGUCCUAUUCAUGUCUUUGUUGACUUAUCAAACAUCAUGGUCGGAUUUCACGAUUUGGUGAAAACCUCGCGAAAUAUCCCACUUUCAACCCGGAUUCGUCGUGUCCAUAUGUCCUUCGCCAAUCUCGCAUUGAUCAUGGAACGCGGCCGCCAGACCGCCAAGAGAGUCUUAGUUGGCUCGGAUCGUCUUCCCUCAGUCGAUGAAGCUGAGAAACUCGGCUAUGAAGCGAGUAUUCUUGAACGUGUUCACAAAGUGAAGACCGUCACACCCCGUCGCAAUAACAAGUCCUGGAGAAACCAUGGUUUCAGCUCGCAGGGUGCAUCGAGCGGUCCUGAAACGGUCGCUAUCUCUGGAGAGCGAUGGGUCGAGCAGGGUGUGGACGAAAUUCUACACCUGAAGAUCUUGGAGAGCAUAUUGGAUACGGAACACCCGGCGACAAUUGUUUUGGCAACAGGGGAUGCAGCAGUAGCUGAGUUUUCCGGCGGUUUCAUGAAGAUGGUCGAGCGCGGGCUGCAGCGUGAUUGGAACAUUGAGCUUGUCAGCUUUUCGCAGGGCACAAGCUACGCAUACCGAAAGAAGGAGUUCCGGACUCGGUGGGGAGACCAGUUCAAGCUGGUUGAGCUGGACCGUUACCUGGAGGAACUUUUUGAGUAA